Molecule: messenger RNA, 459 nt
Organism: Penicillium vulpinum
Lineage: Eukaryota; Fungi; Ascomycota; Eurotiomycetes; Eurotiales; Aspergillaceae
Exons: 1
Coding region: 1-459 (152 amino acids)
Source: RefSeq, a predicted model, not a curated record
AUGAGCUCUCCAGGCUAUACAUUACGACUUUGGUUCCAGAUAUUAAAUCUUCCACGGCAGUCACAUGCCUCGUGGUAUCGAGCCCGACUUCGAGAAGAACUUUGCGAGCGUCGGCUUGCGGAAACAAGUUGGCAAAAGCUUAGCGAGACUUCAGAUGUUCUUUUCUCGAUCACCCGAGCCCAAUACGAUGAGUUUCCAACACGGAAUCCUUCUUGCUUGUCCGGCGUCCACUCCAGCCCAAUCUACAUUUACAUGUUGGCAAAAUACACCUCGCGAUGGUCCUUUUUCAAAGUUGCUGCCCUGUUCUGUAAUGCUAGGCAUUGGAACUUGGUACAUGAGGUGGUGAACCCAAGCAAAGAUCACAAACUCACAGAAGUCGCUUUGCGCCACGAGAUUGACCAAAAGGACUUCCAGCGAGUUAGCCGUCAGCUGAAGCGUAUCUGGCCAUUGCUUCCAUAA